Molecule: messenger RNA, 831 nt
Organism: Pteronotus mesoamericanus
Lineage: Eukaryota; Metazoa; Chordata; Mammalia; Chiroptera; Mormoopidae
Gene: CLEC12B
Product: C-type lectin domain family 12 member B
Exons: 6
Coding region: 1-831 (276 amino acids)
Biological process (GO): negative regulation of signaling receptor activity; natural killer cell inhibitory signaling pathway
Cellular component (GO): external side of plasma membrane
Molecular function (GO): protein phosphatase binding; signaling receptor regulator activity
Source: RefSeq, a predicted model, not a curated record
AUGUCUGAAGAGGUGACCUAUGCGACACUCACAUUUCAAGAUUCCCUGGGAGCUGGAAAUAACCGGGAUAGAAAUGAUCUAAGGAAAAGAGGGUAUCCAGCUCCACCUCCUACAUGGCGUUGGGCAGCCCUGAGUCUGCUAACUCUUUGUCUGUUGCUACUGUUGGGACUGGUGACCUUGGGGAUUAUGUUUUUGCAGACCUCUAAUGAAAUUAACUCAGGGUCAGAGAAAUUCAGUCAACUUCAGAAAACUAUCCACCAACAGCAGGAUAACUUAUCCCAGCAGCUGAGCAACUACAGGAACUUUUCCACAGAGGAGGAAUUUCUCAAGUUGCAAAUCUCCAAUCUAUUGAAGAAGCAGGGACAAAUGGCCAUCAAACUCUGUCAAGAGCUAGUCAUUCACACUUCAGACCACAAAUGUAAUCCUUGUCCUAAGACGUGGCAGUGGCACCAAAACAGUUGCUAUUAUUUUGCAACAAAUGAAGAAAAAACCUGGACUAACAGUAGAAAAAACUGCAUGGACAAGAACUCCAGCUUGGUGAAGAUAGACAGCUUGGAAGAAAAGGAUUUUCUAAAGAUGCAACCAUUACCUCAGUUUUCUUUCUUCUGGUUGGGAUUGUCAUGGGCUCCAUCUGGCGGAGGUUGGCUGUGGGAGGAUGGCUCUAUCCCCUCUCCAUCCUUAUUUAGUACUAAAGAAUAUGCCCAAAUCAAUGGAUCCAAAGGAUGUGCCUAUUUUCAAAAAGGAAAUAUUUAUAUUUCCCGCUGCAGUGCUGAAAUUUCUUGGAUUUGUGAGAAGACAGCAGCAUUAGUGAAAACUGAAGAUUUGGAUUAA